Messenger RNA from Metopolophium dirhodum (rose-grain aphid), 3912 nucleotides. RefSeq names its product sodium/potassium-transporting ATPase subunit beta-2-like. Bases 369 to 1340 code for a protein of 323 amino acids. Gene Ontology annotation, biological process: intracellular potassium ion homeostasis; intracellular sodium ion homeostasis; potassium ion import across plasma membrane. Gene Ontology annotation, cellular component: sodium:potassium-exchanging ATPase complex. The record is from RefSeq and is a predicted model, not a curated record. Lineage: Eukaryota; Metazoa; Arthropoda; Insecta; Hemiptera; Aphididae. Gene Ontology annotation, molecular function: ATPase activator activity. The transcript has 7 exons.
GGCGCGGACGCUAUUCGCACGCCGUCGCCGCGCCACCGUAUACGUCGGCGUACCGUAUUUUUAUUGUGCGCGCCCGCCCGUCGUCAUCGAUCGCCGCUGCAGCCGACCCGCUGCCGCCACCGAUACCAUUUUCACCGGUCCCGCGAAAGCUGACCGUCGCGCGCGUACGUCAGUCUCAGUCAUCGCUGCGCCCAAUUAACUCGAGAACGCCACCCGACCGGUCGACCAUCGUACUCGACUCGCACUUUUCUCGGCCACCGUUUCGGGCCAAUCGCAUCCUCCGGCGGGUCGCGCCCCCCCCCCCUUUCCGAGUACAGCCGCGUUCCGUUUCGCCGACCUAGGUACCCCGGAACCGCGCGGUCGCCACCAUGGUCAAGCACAACACGGACACGAACGGCAUCGGGUACGAAUGGGAAUACGCCAAGGUGAAGGAUGACCGGACGAUAUGGCAAAAGAUCAUCAUGGGCAUAUACAACCCGAGCUCGCACGAGUUUCUCGGCCGGUCCGCCAAGAGUUGGGGAGGAAUUCUGCUCUUCUAUGCCGUGUUUUAUUCAAGUUUGGCAUGUAUGUUCGGCAUCUGUAUGAAAGUGCUUCUAUCUACGUUGAACGACAAUACGCCUCAUUUCACAUUGAGCAGCUCGUUAAUUGGCACAAACCCUGGACUAGGAUUUCGACCCAUGUCCCCGAACGUUGAAGAUGGAUCACUAAUUUACUACGCCGCGGAUAACGCGACUAAUGUAGAGGCGUGGACUACUGAAUUAGACAAGUUCCUGGCUGUGUACAAGAACAAGACAUUGUUGCCAGACAAAGGUAAUAACCAACAGAAGUGUGGAUACAAUAUGCCACCACAAAAGGACAAGGUUUGCGAGGUCAGCCUGGCCAACAUGGGACCAUGCGCAACCGAAUACAAAUAUCAAUAUCAUAAAGCUCAGCCCUGCGUUUUCAUUAAGCUCAAUAAGAUUUUCGACUGGGAACCAGAAUUCUACAACAACAAGACAGACAUUCCAGCUGACAUGCCACACGAACUUAAAGAAACAAUUGCACAAAGAAUGAAACAUGAGUUAUUCACAAUAUGGGUUACCUGUGACGGAGAAGCGCCAGCAGAUAAAGAUAAUAUUGGACCAGUAAAGUUAUAUCCACAAGACGGAUUCCCCGGCUACUACUACCCGUACAGAAACAAGCAUGACUAUCUUAGCCCCUUAAUCGCCAUACAUUUCCUAAAUCCAAAAAGACACACUUUGAUCAAUGUGGAAUGCCGUGCCUGGGCCAAGAACAUAUUUUACAAACGCAGCUUGCAAAACCGCGAAGGCUCCGUUCACUUUGAAUUGAUGAUCGACUAAAGUUGCAGACUCAUAUAGUCGACAAUUACGCCACUAAACCAUUCGCUUUGUUCUCAGUUUUUUGGUGCAUCACAAAACACAGAACAUAGCCAGUUUAUUUUUAGUACUAUAUCGUUGUAUUGUUAAUCGGUUUAAGUGAAAUCCCAACAAAACGCGUUUACUCCUUUUAUAAAAAAAAAUAAAUAAUAAUAAAGUUAGGUAUUUUUUUUUGUUUUUUUGGCUUAGGAAUGUUUCUUAAAGUUAAAAUACAUUUAUAUAUUAUAUAUUAAUAUUAAUAAAUAAAAUAAGAGCACAGCAAAAUUAAUACAUAUGAUUCAAGCUUUAAAAAAACGCUGUGUAAAUUCACAGUUAAUCGAUAUAUUGUAUUCAUCUGACGACUUCAAUGAUUAUCACUGCCUGACUUUUUUUUAUCAUAUCCCAUAUGUAAGUUUACCCAUAGGUAUUUUUACCGUGCGUUAUAUAGCUGGCUCGUUUAACUCAUUCGGCUUGUUUUGAUAAGCAAAUUCGGAUAUAAUCAAUGCAAGGUAGGCGAUCUAAUGAUAAGAUGUAGGAAAAUAUUCCAAUAAAAAGUAAAUAUUAUUAGAGACAAAUCCCAGAUUUUUCAUCUAAAUAAAUAAAAAAAUUAUAAUUAAUGAUGUAAUUUGAAUACUAUUCACACACCGUCGUCAGUCUCCAUAAAGUUUUCACUUUAAACGUAGCCAUCGCCAUAUGCGGACAUGAGGAUUUUUUGUUUUUUUUUUUAGUGGUCUAGCAUUACUCAAAUUUCAAAGUGAAGGGGCUCGCACCUCUAUUACUAUUAUAACAUAUGGUUCACGAAUGUACAUAUAGUUCCAUUGAGGCCUGGGGGGGAGGGGGGCUAUAGAGAUUUCUGGUGGGCUAGGCGCCCGGAAGCCCCCACAGCGAUGUUCUCCUCUGGCCACCGCGUUCAAAAUAUACAUAUACGAUCAUAUUUACGUGAUAUGGUUAUAAAAAAAGUUAACUGCAGUACAACGAUACCUAUCCAGUGGCGUCUUUUCCGGUGUUAUGAGACCGUGGCAAAAUGUUUAAAUGAUGAAAAACGUUUAUUUCUCCCGUGGUUUUUUUUAUUUUUAUUACAUAGGCAGGGGUAAUUUCUAUCAUCGGCUUCGAUCGCACCCAUUGGAUAUUUAUAAAAUUACUGUGCAAUGUAAAGGAUAUAAUACCUAUACGCAACCACCGCAUCAAACAAUAUUAAAUUGAAAAUUGCGUUUUUAAUAAACGAGUAAAAAAAAAAAUAAUUAAAUUUUACACACCUAUAACAUGUUAUUCUUGCGCGGACCAGCCAAUCCCAAAGAUCGGACCUGUAUAGGCCUUUAAAAAAAAUUAACCUGGUAAAAUCCACCACCACAUCCACUCAGAACGACGCGACAGUUGUAGGUACCUCAACCUUCCAGGCUCCUUGUCUAUAGGUAUUUUAUCUCUUGAUGUCGUCUCUCACCCGUCCCAUAUUCUCGCGCACAGUCGCGUGACAAUAAUAUAUUAUGAAACUCGCAGGUAUAUAGGUAACGCGCGUGUCACAUUUUAAGACGUUUUAAUGUUUUCGUGUCAGUGUAUUAAAUACAUAAUAAUAUUAUGCUUUUUUUCUCUCCCCUCCCGUAGUCGAUUGAAAAAGUCUUGAGCAAUACGCGACGACACAAUAAUAUUGUAAUAACGUUUUAUAAUUUGUGGUAUACAGGGUGAUCCAUUUAACGUAAGACACUUAUUAUACGAAAAGUAGACGGUCAAACGAUAAACCGUCUUCCGUUAAAUGGAUCACCCUGUAUAAUAUAUUAUUAUUUAUAUAUAAAUAUAUACAUAUACUUUUAUUUUAGAAUCGAUGAGAUUCGUCAAUCCAUUCAUCUCAUAUAUCUACAUCGAUACACAUUAAUAUUGUAAGCAGUGUUGGGUAAAUGGCUUUUUAAAAGUAAUUUCGUUACGGUAAAUUCGCAAUUUGCGUUACGCGUCGUGUAUAUUACGUACUGUAGGUAGGUUACCCAACACUGAUUAUGGGUUAGGUAGGUACUAUGGAACGGAAUAAUCGCAUUUGAGAAAAUUACUAAUUACCUAUAUAAUAUUAUUAUUUAUUUAUUCAUUAUUAUUAUUAUUUGUAAUAAUAUUAAUAAACAUUAUACAUAGGUACUUGCCUAUUUAAUCGUAAUAUGUUUUAAGCUAUCGUUGUAAUGUAAUAACCAAAUAUUUUAAUGUUGAUUCUCGUAAUUAUUAUACAUACAUUCGUACAUUAGAUUAAAGUAUACAAAUAUUAUAUAUUAUUAUAUUAAGGAAGUUAUUGAUUAUUUAAAAUUUUAACGUGUUGACGUAGCGAGCUAAGUAAAAUUGCAUAUUCUAGGGGAAUAUACCUAGCGUGUUUAAAAUCGUAUAGUGAUGUUACAUGUUUCGUUUUACGCAGUCAAGAGUAAUAUUAUAAUAUUAUGUAAUGUGUGUAGGUACCAAUUAUAUAAGUGUGUAACGUGUAUGUAAUAGUAGGUAGUGCGGGGGGCUGUGGUUGAUGAUUUUAUUAUAAUAAUAUUAUGUAUGUAAACGGAAUCAUAUAGAUUAUAGAACUCGUUAAUGUAGA